AUUACAGCAUCUUCUUUUGUACUAUAAGAUUUAAUAAUUAUGAUUAGGAUUUUUAAGCAUAAGAAUGCAGAAUUCCUCAUAGUUUUUGAUUUCUCGAACUGUUAUAGUUAUGCAUAAAGUAUGAUAUCAUAGUACGGAAACAACUGCAUGUUUUCUCAUCAUUUGUGCUACUGUAGUUAUGAUAAUACCCCCUAAUUGGGGAGAAUUAUAUUGCUACAUUCGAUUAAAAAUACGCCUAGACUUUUGAGGGUUGUGUUUUUGAAUUCCUCGUCAAAAUAUGUAUUGGUAAAAUUUACUUUUGUGAAAUCAAACUAUAGUUUCAAUUUUUGCUAAAAUAUGGAGUAUGUAAGUUAUGCUACAACAUCUAUGAGCAGUGAUUUAUCUAAGAAGACUUUGCAAAAGCUGGGCAAAGACAAACUAUCUGAGCCCUUAAGAAGUGAACUGAAACAGGUUAAUGGAGAGUUAGCAGAGGCUACAAAAGAAUAUUUUAAGUACAAAUUUAUUGUAGACUGUGUAAAAAAAUUUCUGGAUCAAAACGUGGAGAAAAAAGUGAAAAACAAGGAUCAAGCUAUUUUAUCGGAUCCACUUUACUUAAAUAUUGUGAAGGAAUAUUCAACUGAGGAUGGCAUUCAACCUUUUGGCAUAACUGAGGACUUUAUUAAUAAAACUAUAAGUAGAAAACAAAAAACUCAAAAAGAAAAAGAAGAACUUAAUAAGUUUAUAAGAGAUGAAAUCAACAAUUUUUGUGUUAAAAUAUCUGAAUAUACUGGCUGUGCACGAAGAUACAGAAAAGCAUUACCAGAAAGAGCCUUUCAAGAAUCUGUGAAAGAUUUAUCAUCUGAAAUAGAUAGUCUUGCUGAUGCCAAAUGCAAGCUUGAAUCUGAUGAAGAAGAGAUUAAUAAUUUGGUUACAAAUUAUUUUGAGAAUCUUAUGGAAGGUGUUUUGAUGCUGAAAAGUUUAAUUUCAUUACAUGAAAAGAAACUUGAAUUUCAUUCAUCAUUGAGAGAUUUAUAUGAAUCAAGACAGAGAACCAUGGCUGCCAAAAUAAACCGCUUUGAGCAUCAAGUUUUGGCUGCUACCUAUCAUAAAAAAAGUAUUGAAGCCUUAUCUUUAAUCAGGGCAGAACUAGAUGAGAGAAAAACAUCACUAGAUAAUGAUAUAAACAGUACCACCGCUAAGCUGCAAGAGUACCUUGUACUCGGACCACAGUACAACAGACUUGUGGAGGAGUAUACUGAAUUACUAAGACAGAUCCAAAAUGAAAAAUGGGCUUUAGAAUCUUUAAAGAGAAGAGAAUCCUUUGGUGCACCUCUGUUUGUUGAAGAGGAAUUAAUAAAUAGUUUUGACCUAGAACGCUCAGUGUUCGAAGAAACAAAGGAUAACUCAACACUGGAGGGAACGGCAGAUAGCUCAAAGUUAGAGGAAACAGCAAAUGGCUCAAAGUUAGAGGAAACAGCAGAUGGCUCAACAUUAGAGGAAACGGCAGAUGUCUCAACGUUAGAGGAAAUGGCAGAUGGCUCAACGUUAGAGGAAACGACAGAUGACUCAAGGUUAGAGGAAACAGCAGAUGGCACAAAGCUAGAGGAAACAGUGGAUGACUCAAAGUUAGAGGAAACAGUGGAUGACUCAAAGCUAGAGGAAACAGUGGAUGACUCAAAGCUAGAGGAAGCAGCGGAUGACUCAAAGCUGGAAGGAAUUUUAUUUAGUUCAACGCUAAGAGAAUCGGUGAGCUGAUCAACGUUAGAGAAAACAGUUGAUAACUCAGUUCUAGAUUAAACUCAAUGUUUGAUAAAAAAAAAA
Molecule: messenger RNA, 1800 nt
Organism: Parasteatoda tepidariorum (common house spider)
Lineage: Eukaryota; Metazoa; Arthropoda; Arachnida; Araneae; Theridiidae
Biological process (GO): spindle assembly; centrosome cycle
Cellular component (GO): HAUS complex
Molecular function (GO): microtubule minus-end binding
Source: RefSeq, a predicted model, not a curated record